Mirounga angustirostris (Northern elephant seal) is the source of this 4141-nucleotide messenger RNA. It is a transcript of the gene PAQR5, whose product is annotated as progestin and adipoQ receptor family member 5. Lineage: Eukaryota; Metazoa; Chordata; Mammalia; Carnivora; Phocidae. Bases 181 to 1173 code for a protein of 330 amino acids. The transcript has 7 exons. The record is from RefSeq and is a predicted model, not a curated record. Gene Ontology annotation, cellular component: membrane. Gene Ontology annotation, molecular function: signaling receptor activity.
GACAGUCUUGAUCCAGCUGGAGUUGGGCUGAGGCUGACUGGAUUUCUUCACGCCGCCCUCUUUCAGGGAAGAAGCCCGGGUACCGACUGGCCGCAGACACUCCGAGCAUUGUCAGGACUCGGAGCCGGUGACGGGGAGCUGCUGUCCACCCCCGGCCUUCCCCCCCAACCCAGCUUCAAGAUGCUGAGCCUGAAGCUGCCCCGGCUGUUUAGCAUCGACCAGAUGCCCCAGGUGUUCCAUGAGCAGGGCAUCCUCUUCGGCUACAGACACCCGCAGAGCUCCGCCACUGCCUGUAUCCUCAGCCUUUUCCAAAUGACCAAUGAGACUCUCAACAUCUGGACUCACUUGCUGCCCUUCUGGUUCUUCGUGUGGAGGUUUGUGACCGCCUUGUAUGUGACAGACAUCCAGAAUGACAGCUACUCCUGGCCUCUGUUCGUGUACAUGGGCACCAGCUGUGUGUACCCCCUCGCGUCCAGCUGUGCACACACCUUCAGCUCCAUGUCCAAGAACGCCCGGCACAUCUGCUACUUCCUGGACUACGGGGCCGUCAACCUCUUCAGCCUGGGCUCAGCCAUCGCAUACUCGGCCUAUUCGAUCCCGGACGUGAUGGUGUGCACCGCAUUCCAUGACUACUACGUGCCCCUGGCCGUGCUGAACACCAUCGUCAGCACCGGCCUCUCCUGCUACUCCAGGUUUCUUGAAAUCCAGAAGCCCGCGCUCUGUAAGAUGCUUCGCGUCCUGGCCUUUGCUUAUCCCUACACCUGGGACUCCCUCCCCAUCUUCUACAGGCUGUUCCUGCUCCCCGGGGAGAGUGUACAGAAUGAAGCCGUCCUGAACCACCAGAAGCACAUGGCCAUGACCCUCCUGGCCUCUUUCUUCUACUCUGCGCACCUGCCAGAGCGCCUGGCACCUGGACGCUUCGACUACAUCGGUCACAGUCACCAGCUGUUCCAUGUGUGUGUGAUCCUGGCCACUCACAUGCAGAUGGAAGCCAUACUUCUGGACAAGACUCUGAGGAAGGAAUGGCUCCUGGCCCACUCCAGGCCCCUGUCUUUCCCUCAGAUAACUGGAGCCAUCCUUCUGUGCCUCAUCUUCAGCCUCAGCAACAUAAUUUAUUUCUCAGCUGCUCUGUAUCGGAUUCCUGAGCCAGAAUUACAUAAAAAAGAAACAUGAUUCAGACCAUUUGCUUCUUGUGCCAGAUGUCAACCUUAAGCUACAACAUCCUAACCACCAUAAGCCAGCAGCAGGGUACCCGUUUCCAAAGGUCUAAAGUAUUCACAAUGGCUGAUGUCUUGGCAUUUUUGAGUGGGUUCAUGUCAAUAAGAUAUUGAACUGGGGAAAUUUCUCUAGAGGUGCACUGAUUCUGUAUUAUGAUUUUAAAAGGGGAAGAUUCUUAAUAUUUCAUUAAGUUUUAAAUUGAUUUAAAAUGGGUUUUUCAAUUCUAUUUAAACAGUUGGAUUAAGCAUACCACCCUUGUAUUGUAGCUUGACUAUUAAACACUUGAACGAAGCUUUACCACCCUUGUAGUAUUACCCUUUGCAAAUGGAACUUGCUUCAUUUGAUGAGUUCCACCUAGCAUUGCCUCUGCUGAGAGCUCCACAGUGGGAGGGGAACGAGCCAGGAAGACCAGGGUAAGGAACCUGAGUAAGAGGAAGUGUGGGGUCUGUGGGAGCUCUGGGGACAGGGCAAACACUCCAGAAUGGAGAGACCUGGUUUGGGGAAGGGUCUUCUUCCUUUCCCCACCUAGUAAGGGAAUGAAUAGAAAGGGUCCUCUUUCCCACAAGUCCGUUCUGCCUUAAAGUGCCAAUUCCCAUGUCAUGUGGAUUUGGAUCUUCUUAAAGGUCCACAUGGCUGGGUGUCCAUGUUGUGUUUUUUCUGUUUUCUUGUUGCCAGUUUGAUGCACAGUAUUGUGUAGUACAGGUCCAUUGUGUUAUGGGUGGGGGCUGGCUGACUUAAGCCCAGUUGGCGGUGUUCAUCCGUCACCUUUUAAACCAGUGGCAGCACGAUAUCUGGGGAUAUUAUACAUUUGAUGUCGCUUCAGCAUUUUAAAUGCUGCAGAUGUUACUGUCAUGUGCAGAGGAUGCUAAGACCUUGCUAAAGUGUUGGUCAACUGUAGUGAUUCUCGAGCUUUACCGUGAAUCAGAAACACUUGGUGGGUUUGUGACAAAUGCAGAUUUCCAGGCAAAGUCAGGAGAUUCUGCAUUUGUACAUGGUUUAAAAUGUAGGUCUUUUAGAGGAGAUUUGCCCUAAAUCUGAGCAAGUCCCCAGGUGAUUCUAAUGCAGAAGGGCCCCAGGCCAAACUUGAAGAGAUGCUUUCCUCACGAAUUCCAGAAGGCACUGGGCCUAUCAGCUUUGCUGGGAUUGACCUAGUUUUCAGCAAUUUACCACCUAAGGAUGUUUCCCCUGCUUUCUACUCUGCAUGAGACUGAGCAUUUUCUCAUCUUUUGCACUGGGAGUUAAAGUUUAGUAUUUCAUGGUGUUUUCAGAGAGUACAGAAAUGCUGAUGCAAAACAGUUUUUAACAGAGGCCCAUCAACCCCUGAUCUGCACUUGCUAAUGACUUAAGGGGCUGUCCAUCACAAAGCAGGAUCUUCUUUGCUGACUCAGGAACACCCCCAUAUCUUAGAAUACUGCCUCUAUGGUUAACUGGCCCAGAAACCCAAAUGGCCUUGUGAAUAGCUCAUCGUCCAAUCCUCUAAGGACAAGUAAAAAUUUAUAUUGGAUGAGAGUGGUCAAGAAAUAUGAUUUCAUUAGUUUUAUUAUCUGUUUACUUCCUCUGGGGAAGGUAGACUGAUAAAAUUAUAUGGGCUGGUAAAUUUUUGUUACAUUAAUUGCCGUUGGAUGACAAAAUUUUGUUUUUGGCAAUGAUCUGACACUGUUAGUUAGUGGAAUUUUACUCCAGCAGGGUCUGUGGGCUUCCAUUUCAUCUUGCUGUCACUGCAAUUUUAUGCUGAGAAGUACAAAGUUUAAAUACCCUAUUCUAGUAAUGCCAAAGACAUGAAGCUUUUUUAAUAUCUCUUAUUUAGAGAGAGUAAAAUAAUGUUCUUUGUUUAGCUCAGAAAUAGUUGAAAGGUAAUAGGUGAUUCAUUUGAAGGACCUUUAGAUUAUUUAAUUUUUGGUUAUGUGGCUUUUUCAUCAUACUGCAUGAUGGAAAAGAAAUGUUAAAUCUACAAAAUAGGAGCAGUGUUUCAUAAUGUUUUUAGAUGUUUGGUAAACUUAGUCCCAUGGUAUACUUUUGGACAGUGUUACAAGUUAAAAUUUGAGAACAGUUCCAAUAUACUGAUUUGGAAGCUUCUAGAUGUGGAAAAUGGGUUCACAUAUAUUAAUUACAGUUAGGUAUUAAGAGUAAUGGGGGUAGAGUUUUGCGUAAGCCAUCCCAGAAAGUCAAAAAGGCUGCCAUUGGUUGAGCUGAAGACCUCACUGGGAAGAGGUCUUUUCAUGUAGCGGCUCUCAGGGUUUUUUGAGUGUCUCAAUUCGCCCUGGAGAUACACCAUUCUUCCAUUGGUAGGGACUGCUCGCCACGGCACUGCCUCAAAAGGGAUUUUGUGGGGAGCAACAGACACCUGAUGGGAUGUCCCCCCGUUCUUCCUCCCCUGGCUUGAGAAAUACUACUCCAAAAUUUCCCAGUUGCUACAGUUGGGAUAAAACUUGAAUGUGUUUGAAUGAGGUCAUGUAGUCAACUUCACCUUCCUCCGCUCAUCUUAAGAGUUUCACUUUCCAUUGCUCAGUUUUGGAGAGAAAGGAAUUUGUCACUGUGGAUUAGAAUGAGAAGUGGGAGGAUUUAGAAAUCAUUUGAGUACAAAGUGGUCUAAAUAUUUGGUCUGCUGUAGUCUUUCUCAAAGUGCUUGUUGUGGAACCCAGUUCACGUGAGAAGUUCUAAGGAAGGCAACGUGGAAGAGAAUGGUGAGGUCACAUGUGUUGGAGAGACGCUUCAUUUGGCUCUGUUGUGUCCCAAAUUUGUUUUGGCCAUGGCACUAUAUGAAACAGCUAUUAACACUGUAUGACAACACUUUAUAACAUUAGUUGAAUGCCAGCCUCUGAUUUUCUAGCCAACAAUGCAUCAUGGACGAAAAGGCAAAGACCCAUUUCCAAACUCAGAUGUUCUUUCAACUUACAGCAAUGUCUGGUUUUCUUAAAUUGUG